AGUUAUUGUACAAACCAAAUUUUUGCACAAUGUUAUUGAACGUCUGUGGGCAGCGUCAAAAUAUUGUGCAAUCCAAAUAUUUGACUGACAAUCUAUUAUUAUAGGCCGCUUUAUGCAGUCUAACUAAGGAAUAGCUGAGCUGAGUGAAGCGGAACGAUGGAAUGAACUUGAUCAAGGCACCUCAAGUUUAAAUGUCAAAAUUCAUAAUGCUAGGGCUUUUGAAUUAAUUGGUGAAAAGUUUUCAUCACGAACAUUAUUAUUGACCACAUUUAUUGGACACAGAAAAUUAAUGUUUCAUAUAAAACAAAUACUGAACAAUAUAGUGUAUGGAGAAAAGUAAAGAAUAAAGUAAAAAAUAAAUUCUCAGUUUAUCAACAACAAAGGACAUAAGUAAAAUGGUGAAAACUAGAAAUAGCAGAAAGCGAACUUCUCCAAAUCCUGCUGAAAAUGAAUCAAAAGAUACUGCAGAGAAAAAAAUAAAAUUAAGUCCUAAAACUUCUAGUAAGUAUUUUGAAAAGGAUGCAAAGGCAUUAUUGUUUGCUGAAGUAAAAACAAAAGAACAUGAAGUACCAGACAAGGGAGAAAGCUCUCUUGCAAACACACAUGAUUGUAAUGAAUCUGUAUUCCAGCAAAACUCCAAAAGGGGCUGUAAAAUUAAAUAUGAAUCAGAUAGUGAUGAAAGUAGUUCAGAUGAAUUUAUGAAAGUUCCACUUUCACUUCAUGAAAUUGGGAAUUUUGAAACUUUAAAAAAAGAAACCACCACUUUAAAGGAAAAUAAUGUAAUUUCGAAUACAACAGAAUCCAGUGAUAGUACUAAUGAUGAAAAAGAAGAAGAUGGACCUAAUGAGUACUAUGACUUCUCACAGAUUAUUCAAUCUCAAGAGCUUAUUAGUAAAACAAAAAAAGAACAAGAAGAGAAGGCGAACGUGAAAAACUCAACUUUAAAUAACACUAAAAGUAAAAAACAAUCUAGACCACCACUAAAAAAAUCAAAGACCCAACCAAAAAGUAACAUUAAGCCCAUUGGAGAAGAAUUGGGUAUAUCAGAGCUGCUAGCAAUAGCUGAGGGAUCCAGUAUAAACACUUCAGGAGAUUAUGAGAAUUCAGAUGAGGAAGAUAGUAAAAACGAACUGAGUACUGAGGAAAAUUAUUCUUUUCCUGAAAAAGGUGUGGAAGUUACAAUAAAACUUCCAAAUUUAAAGCAGAAAAAGAAAAGUGGGGGAUUUGAUAUAGAGGCAGCUAUGAAGAGAAGAAUAAAUUUAAUCAAAAAGGAAAAUCAGGUUUAUAUGCACAAAGUUCAUUUAUUAUGCUGGAUUGCACACGGAAUGUUUUUAAACAGUACCAUUAACAAUGAUGACUUAAUGGGCUUAGCUUUAUCCUUGAUUCCAUCCAAGCAUUGUUACCCACCAAAGCAUGCAGAUUUGAACUAUUUAGAAAAGCUAGUGAGUUGGUUUGUUAAUAAACUAACUGUCGAUAAAAACAGUACAUUUCUGAACAGUUCAGGUACAUCUUUGUUGGAUUCUUUGGAAUCUCAAAUAAACUCAAGGGUAGUAUUAUCGCAAAGAGACCUAGUAUUGAUAUUUUUAUGUAUGUUGAGAUCUUUGGGUAUUAAUGCUAGACUUGUGAUAUCAUUGCGUCCGGUACCUUUAAGACCCCCUGCUAGUGAUUUGUGCCAGGUUAAGCCAAAUGAAAACAAGUCAAAUAGUGAUUGUAAACCCAGAAAAAGUGUAGAUUCUCCCAUAUCAGAAAAGAAAAAAACUUCAAAUCCAAUAGGUGCAAGAAACAAACAAAUAGAUCAAUCAAGUGAGAAAAACUCUUGUGUUGCAUCGUCUUCUAAGACAGAAGUGUCAAAUCUAAAGACAAGGAGAAAUGUUACAGCAGGAAAGAAACUUAGCAAAAGUGAAAAGUCUGGGAUUUCUGGAAUUCAGUCCCCUUAUUUUAGUUCUUCAGAUGAAGUACCAUUAAAAGAGUUAAUAAGUAAAAGUAACUCAUCAAAAGCUUCUGCAUCGACAAACAUGGUCAGCAGAAAUACAAAUAAACUUUCAAAGAACGGAAAAAACGAAUAAAUCUUUGGCUUCA
Messenger RNA from Homalodisca vitripennis (glassy-winged sharpshooter), 2079 nucleotides. Its product is annotated as DNA repair protein complementing XP-C cells homolog. The transcript is spliced from 2 exons. Gene Ontology annotation, molecular function: damaged DNA binding; single-stranded DNA binding. Lineage: Eukaryota; Metazoa; Arthropoda; Insecta; Hemiptera; Cicadellidae. Bases 396 to 2066 code for a protein of 556 amino acids. Gene Ontology annotation, cellular component: XPC complex; nucleotide-excision repair factor 2 complex; nucleus. Gene Ontology annotation, biological process: mismatch repair; nucleotide-excision repair. The record is from RefSeq and is a predicted model, not a curated record.